Molecule: messenger RNA, 1257 nt
Organism: Synchiropus splendidus (mandarinfish)
Lineage: Eukaryota; Metazoa; Chordata; Actinopteri; Syngnathiformes; Callionymidae
Gene: eif4h
Product: eukaryotic translation initiation factor 4h
Exons: 7
Coding region: 75-845 (256 amino acids)
Molecular function (GO): RNA binding
Source: RefSeq, a predicted model, not a curated record
GGCAGCUAAACUCGGGCCGCGGGUGACGUGGGUCCUCCUCCUCCUCCGCCUCCUCCUCCUCCACAGCAGCAGUGAUGGCGGACUACGACGGCUACGAAGAGCGGAGCUACUGCAGCUUCGGCAGCAGAGGGUCCCGCGGUGGUCCUGGACCCGGUGGACCCGGAGCACCAAAGAAGCAGAAGGAGUUGCCGACAGAGCCGCCGUUCACAGCCUUCGUGGGGAACCUGCCCUUCCAGACGGUGCAGGGCGACAUCGACAUGAUCUUCAAGGAGCUGAACAUCCGCAGCAUCCGACUGGUGCGGGACAAGGAAACAGACAAGUUCAAAGGCUUCUGCUACGUGGAGUUCGAGGACUUGGAGUCUCUGAAAGAAGCUCUGUGCUACGACGGUGCGUUGCUGGCCGAGCGACCGUUGAGGGUGGACAUCGCCGAAGGACGGAAAGACAGAGGGUUCAGGAAAGACGACAACAGAGGACGCGGACCACCACGAGGACCUCCCCGAGGAGGAGGAGGUGACUUCCGCGAGGACGGCUUUGAGCACCAGGGAGGAGGCUAUAGAGACGAUGACUACAUGGGGGGUCGGAAUCGAGGCGGACCCGGGCGCCCUGGCGACCGCAGGGGCGGCGGCGGCGGCGGCGGCGGGAUGGGCCGUUUCCGGGACGGCCCACCUCGCGGAGGAUCGUCGGACUUCAGAGAACCGUCGGAAGAGGAGCGAGCGCAGCGGCCCCGCCUGCAGCUGAAGCCGCGCACCGUGGCCGAGCCGCUCAACCAGGUGGCCAACCCCAACUCGGCCAUCUUCGGCGGCGCCAAGCCGCGGGAGGAAGUCAUCACCCGGGAGAAACAGUAGAGACUGAGGGCCUCCUGGCCCAGAAGAGGGGGAGGAGGGGGGCGGGGACAGAACUUUGAGCAGAAAAGCCAGCAGGACGAUGGGGGCGCUCCCGUCCCACCACUGCGACAGACUCGCCCUCCUUCUUCAAGAAUAUUUAUUCUUAGAUGGAAUAAAAGCAUCACCAUAACUCGUCAUAGACCUGUAACACAGCUGCAUGUCCACCUGUGCCCCUCCCACCUCUGCUUACUGUGACGUCAUAUCUGCCCCGCCCCCUCACCCACAGGUCUCCCUCCACCACACCCCAGUGCAAAUGUACAUUUUGUAUUUUGUAGUAUGAGAUGAAGCCCCGCCCCCGAUCGGUUGGAGUUUGUUUUUGUUUUCCUUCAUGUUUGUUGCCAUGGUGACUCAGCUUGGGGGGGGGGGGGUCUGC